Molecule: messenger RNA, 5182 nt
Organism: Oryzias melastigma (Indian medaka)
Lineage: Eukaryota; Metazoa; Chordata; Actinopteri; Beloniformes; Adrianichthyidae
Product: sialoadhesin-like
Exons: 10
Coding region: 2013-3623 (536 amino acids)
Biological process (GO): cell surface receptor signaling pathway
Molecular function (GO): transmembrane signaling receptor activity
Source: RefSeq, a predicted model, not a curated record
CCCUUUCUGACACAACCCUCUGUAUUUAUCCGGGCAUGGGACCGGCACAAUGAGACCCUGGCUUGGGCCCCCUCGAGGCUACAUUACUAUUGUAGUUUGAAUAAUAAAAUAAAAACUGUAUUUAGUUUUUUUUUUUUUACAAUCUUCUUAUACUCAGAAAAAGAUAGGUACUUAUACUCCAUUGCAUUUACUGCUAUAACUUGUGAAAUACAACUUGAAUAAUCUACAAACCCACAAAUUCAGUAAUUGUAUAUUUUACAACCUGUAACGCAGAUGCUAAGUAAAAAAAAUAAAAAUAAACUAGCUAAAGCUAACAUGUAAAAGAGUUUAAAGCUUUUUUCUUUUUAAGAGCGUUUGUAAACUGUACCUGCGUAUCGUUUUCUCUCAGCCGGAAUAAUAGCAAGUUCCUGCGACGGCGAGGGAUCUACUCCAACUCCAAAUUAGCCAGCAAAGCUACACCAACUUGUAUUUUGUUCAGUUAAAUUAUAAAAAGAUAAAAAUAAAACAAGGCUAGACCAUCCAAAUUUAAAGCCCUUAACAUACGAUCUAUCUGCUUUAUGAAGGACCCGGCCGUCUGCAACCGCGACAUCGGAAGGAAUUUAGACACAGCUCAAGAGACCAAAACAAACGCUGAUGUCACGUCAGGGACAUGAUUUGUUUGGCUGGAUAUCGAUCGAUGUGUUCCUGGAUCGACUACUUGCUCUGGUGACACUGUUUGGGCGAAGUUUUUCACUUUUUUUAUGUUGAAUUUCUUAAAAAUAGUAAAAAACUGAAUUUUUUAAGAUAGAAAAUAUUUUUAGGAGCAUUAAAAUUUUGCUGUUUAAAAAGCAAGGGUUGAAAAAAAAAUCAGGAUAAAAAUUCUGAGAUUUAAAAAAAAUCAGAAAAAAAAUUCAGAGGUUAAAAAAAUUCUGAAAGAAAACUUCCAUAAAAUUCAAAAUGAGUUUUUGGUUUAAAGUUGAUGAACUUUGACUUUUAUACACACCACGUUUGUUACAAAUGUGACCUUAAAACUAACCUGUUUUAUCCAUUUUUUAAAAGAUCUAUAGAAAGGAUCAAAACAUAAAAACAAAAGCUUCCAAGACAAACAAAGUUAGCAUAAGAGAUGGAUACAAAAUUAUAACCUGAGAGUUUUUCAAAUGUCCAUUUUAAAAUGGAUUUUGUUGAAAAAAAUGUUUACCUUGUGAGAAUCUAUGAUCUAUAAAGAAAAACGCAUUAAAAUGCAGAAAAAAAACAUUAAAGAGCUGAAAAAAAGAAAAACAAAAAACAUAUAUAUUUCAAAAUGAUCUCAAAAUGUGAUGUGAAGUCUUUUAUUUUUUCAUCCUAUAGCUGACACCUCAUGAAUUCCUUUAACCUCAGUCGGUACCUACAGCGGUUAAAGCUGGCAGGUUGUAGAGUAUGCAGAUGCAGGAAGGACUCAACAAGUCCAGGAUGUCAAAAGGUUUAAAAAAAAAAAAUCACAACAAGCACAGGAAAAGGUCUAAGAACAAAAACUCAGCCAAUAAGAAAAGAAGCCAACAAUUCUCCAUCUCCAUGAGAACCCAGGAGGGAUCAGGACAACCAGGAGGAGUCACAGCCAAUGUCCACCGAACCACAACCAUAAACACAAGAGGGAACCCAUAACAACAGCUAUAUAACUGGCUACUGUAGGAAUACAGUAUGAUUGUAUUACUCAAGGAAAAUCUAAAACAUCUAUUUUUCUUAUUCCAGCGGGCAAAGCUAAACUGACAUCAGGAACAACAACUGUGUCAGUAGGAGACAGAGUGACACUGAUCUGCUCUGUGGAUGAAUCUGCUGGUUGGAAAUAUGAGUGGUUCAGAAGAACCUCAUAUAUAUCUGAAUACAGAAUCAAUGAUGGAGAAAAUGGAGAAAUCAGAGUCUCACAAGGAGGAAUCUACAGCUGCAGAGGAUUUAGAGGAGAACCAGCCUUCUACUCUGAUACAAGUGAUGAAGUCAACAUUAACAUAAACUUUUCCAACAAAGUCAUUGUGACACAGAAACCCAGCUGGUCUCAGAUGUUCAGAGGAGAGACGAUCACUCUGACAUGUGAGGUUCAGGGAGAUGAAGGAGUUCAGUGGAUGUAUCAAUGGAGAACUCCUCAGUCACAGACAUCCUGGAGAAACAAUAAAGACUGGACUAUCACAGCUUCCAUCACUGGAGAAUACAGCUGUAAGAGCAGAUCCAUAUAUGAUUCAUAUUCUUCAACAAACUGGAGUGAAAAUGUCACGUUAUCUUUAUCUGCAUCAGACAAACCGGGAGCCAGACUGACAGCAGGCACAACAACUGUGUCAGUAGGAGACAAUGUGACUCUGAUCUGCUCUGUGGAUGAAUCUGCUGGUUGGAAAUAUGAGUGGUUCAGAAGAACCUCAAAUAUAUCUGAAUACAGAAUAUAUGGUGGAGAAAAUGGAGAAAUCAGAGUCUCACAAGGAGGAAUCUACAGCUGCAGAGGAUUUAGAGGAGAACCAGCCUUCUACUCUGAUACAAGUGAUGAAGUAACUAUUAACAUAACGCAACCUGAACCUGUCCUAAGAGUGUCUCCACGGUGGUUGAGUCCUGGAUCCUCAGUGACUCUGAGCUGUGAGGUUGAACAUGAGUCUGCAGGAUGGAGCUUCUACUGGUAUAAAGCUGUUCCUGAUCUAUCACACAAGUCUGGCUCUUACAGCUAUGAGCUGCUGCCUGCUAGCUCCAAUGGGACUGCAGACAACUCCUACAUCAUUCAUGGACAGACACACACAGCAGGAUAUGUGUGCAGAGCUGGAAGAGGAGAGCCACACGUCUACACUCUUUACAGUCAACCUCACUUUGUCUGGUCUGGAGAUCUUCAUCCAUCAGCGUCUCUCUCAGUGAGUCCUGACAGAGUCCAACACUUCACCUCUGACUCUGUCUCUCUGACCUGUGAGGGAAACUCUGCUGAGUGGAGAGUCGGCAGCUUUCUGCUUCCUGACUUGCUGUCAUUCUGUUCUGACUGGGGAACAAUGAAUGGAUCAACAUGUCAUGUUCAGAAGAUCCAGUCCAGUAAUGCAGUGUUCUGGUGUGAGUCUGGAUCAGCAUUCAGCAACGCAGUCAACAUCACUGGACACUAUGAUGAUCUGAUCCUGCUGAGUCCUGUCCAUCCUGUGACUGAGGGACAUUCUGUUACUCUUGGCUGCAAGUGGAGGACAGAAAAUCUUCUUUCUAAAGUGUUUUUCUAUCAGAAUGACACAUUAAUCCAAAGUGAGAGCAGAGUGGAGAUGAUCAUCCCUGCAGUGUCAAAGUCACAUGAAGGCUUCUACAAGUGUCAGUCCUCAGGAAAAGAAUCUCCACAGAGCUGGUUGGCAGUAACAUCAUCCAGACCUGACAGCUCUUCACUUCCUGUUCUGUUGAUUGUUGGACCAGUUUGUGUCUUUUUACUGAUGAUUUUUCCACUGAUGUUUUAUUUGUACAAAAAGUCAAAAGAUUCAACCUCCAUCAGGUCUGAUGAACAAAAUCAGAACAAAGUUCCAGAUGAGAAUGAUGCUGAACAGAACACAUAUGGAUCUCUGCUGCAUGGUGAUGUUGCUCUUUAUGAGUCACUCAGAGUCCAUGAAGACACAGAGAACAAUCCAGAUUAUGCCAACAUAGGUAAUCUGAGGGGAUUUGGGGGAUGAUGGCCAGUUACUGAUAAUGAAAUUGAAUUGAAUUGAACUUGAAUUGAAUUUUAUUCAUAUCCCAAAGGGAUAAAUUAAUUAUUCAUCAAUUCAAAAUGCAUCAAUUUGUCAAGUUUAAUAAAUAAACAUUGACAUUUUAUUUCUAUUCCAACAGUUCUACUUUAGAACUUGGGAUCUUGGGAUCUUUAAAACAUGAAAACAUGUUCCUGCAGUCUGCAUACAGUGAUGAUUGGUGCAAGUUUGUUUUCUAUUUUAUCUCUGGAUUUAGAACUGCUGUCACUAUAUACACUUCCAGCUAAACUUUUCUACAGAAAUGUGUUUUUGUCUGUUUGUUUGUUUGUUUAUUUGUCAAUAAUUGUCCGGUUUGCAUUGUCUUGAAGUUGAGUCAUUGUAAUUGGACUCAUUCAACUGCUUCAUCAGUCUGAAUGUUCAAGGAUUCAGUCCACAUUUGUAUCCUCCAGGUAGAACACAGUUUCAUGUAAGUAUGGAUCAUUAACAGAAACAAAGAAACAAAACCAGAGUAUACACCUCUCCUCUAGUAAUCCCCAUAGCCCUAUUGUUGGGUUGUUGGGUGUGGUCACUCUGGUGUUUUGGUCUCCUAUUUACCAUGCUGCCUGCAUGGUAAAUAGGAAACUAAUGCCUCGUUUCCACUGAGCGGUCCAGACAGUACUAGACUUUUUAGCGUUUUCUUUACAAAAUGGACCCGACUGAUACCAUAUCUAGACCCACGUUGGUCCACAAAAAAAUGGAAUGAACCCGUGAGGGCGGAGCUUCAUUACUCACACGAUGUAACCCAUUGAUUGGUGGAAAGGUUUUACGAUAACAGGAAGCGUCUGACCAACGCUUUUCAUGGCUCAAGAUCCAAACCAAAAGUUCUGAAGUUCUGUCCUCUUUUCGGCUGGAUUUCUCUUCGCCCUGGUGUUGAACCUUUCCUGCUUCGUUUCCCGACUGUGGUCAGGAGACGCAGGAGAGAUCUUCUUUGAAGCUUGCUCUUCUUCCGGGGUUCAUCUCCCUGUUCAAAGCUUCAGAGCCUCCGGAGCGUGUGAAGCCAAAGAAUACGUCUCAGUUCUUAGAGGAACUUUUUGUUUAUUACUUUUCAUUGCACUGCCAACUGACAACUUUUUCUUUCUCUCCACGCAGUGCGCACUGCUUCCCUCAUGCACGCGCUCAGGCACUCUUUCUCCCGGCCUUUCCUGCACCACGUUAAGCUAAGACGCACAGGUUGCAGCACAAACACUAAUUUCAGAACACCCGCAAUCUUUUUGCAAAGAAUAAUAAAUUCUUUCCAUACAGUGUUCCCCUUAUUCAUGGGGUUUGAGGACCAGAGACACGCUGAAUCCACAAACACAGACACACACACACACACCACUUCCUGUCUCACCCGACCUCCGCGGUCAAAGAAUGUCCGUUACCGAUCCAAACUCAUCAGAAACACUUCUGAUCAUGCUUUUUAAACAUUUAUUGAUGAACAUUGGAGUAUUAAUCAACAAAAAGAGCUUUUUUCCCAAUUCAAUUCAGAACAAUAGACGGUUCUGCAGCGCAGCUCCGAAUUAUAAUUA